Syngnathus acus (greater pipefish) is the source of this 2866-nucleotide messenger RNA. RefSeq names its product intraflagellar transport protein 88 homolog. Gene Ontology annotation, cellular component: non-motile cilium; ciliary basal body; ciliary base. The record is from RefSeq and is a predicted model, not a curated record. The coding region runs from base 312 to 2843 and encodes 843 amino acids. The transcript has 23 exons. Gene Ontology annotation, molecular function: kinesin binding. Lineage: Eukaryota; Metazoa; Chordata; Actinopteri; Syngnathiformes; Syngnathidae. Gene Ontology annotation, biological process: inner ear receptor cell stereocilium organization; intraciliary transport; non-motile cilium assembly.
CCUCUAAUUUAAUGUCAAUCUCAAAUAGUCCUGUAGCGCCUCCAUGUGGACAAGCUGUACUAUCCACAUUACUGGACCGUGCAUAUUUUCACCUUGGCGUUCACGUGUUCACUUGCCUCCUGAUUUGAUGAGAGACACAGUACACAUACGGUGGCUGUUUGCAUCAUAAGGCUCAUGUGACAUCACAGGAACUGCAAACUGAUGACAUCAUAAAGACGGACAUGCUUCCUCUGAUUGACCAUUAUUAUAUUAGUGUUAAUAGCUCAGAACACCGUUGUCUGCUUCAUUAAAAUCACCUAAAAGAGACACAAAUGAACAAUCGGCAUUUGAGUGUCAAGGAGGACGACCUCUAUUCGGGCUACAACGACUAUAAUCCACUUUUUGACUGCAAGGAGUUGGAAAACGAUGCCAGCUUCCAAGACGCAAUCAAGAGCAAUCAGGGAAAAAGAAUACAUUUACAACCAAUCAACGGACAACUUGCUGACUCUACCACAGGGGGGCGACCUUUAACGUCUUCCUCAGGAUGUCGUACUCCCGUGCCAUCAUCAGUAAGUCGACCAAUGACUGCAGCCGUGCAGAGUGGAGCAGCUCGCCCCAUGUCUGCAAUAAGUGCUGCAGGUUAUUCGUCCUCUCCCACACGAUCAUGCUCAAACUUUGAUCCUCUGGGCCAGUGUAGAGGCCCUGCACCCCCACUGGAAGAAAAGAAAGAUGACACGCCGGAGGAGAAGAUCAAGCUCUUGGAGAAGAAUGUGAACGACUUGAUCACAGAGAGCUGCAUGGCGCAAAGCAUGGGCAACUCGCAACUGGCUCUGGAGAAGGCCAGAGAGGCCGGAAGGAAGGAGAGAGCGCUGGGGAGACAAAGGGAACAGUCUGGAAACGCAGAGCAAAUCAAUGUGGAUCUCACCUACGCCGUGAGUGCGGCAACAAUCGGGCCCCGUGUGUCAUCGUUGCCUGUUGACGCGUGCCCUUGUCUCGUCUCUCAGGUUCUGCUCAACCUGGCUAACCAGUAUGAAAACAAUGAGAUGUACCCAGAGGCCCUGAACAGCUACCAAGUCAUCAUCAAGGACAAAAUGUUUGCUAACGCAGGGCGUUUGAAAGUGAACAUGGCCAACAUCUGGGUCAAGCAGAAGAACUACCCCAAGGCCAUCAAGCUGUACCGCAUGGCGCUGGACCACAUCUCGGACGACUACAAAGAGAUGAGGAUCAAGAUCAUGCAGAACAUCGGCACCGUCUUCGUGCUGCUGGGCAAGUACUCGGACGCCGUGGCGUCCUUUGAGCAUAUCAUGAGCAAGAGCGCCAACGUCAGGACUGCCUACAACCUGGUCCUCUGCUACUACGCCAUCCGCGACGCCGACGGCAUGAGGAACGCCUUCCACAAGCUCCUCGCCAUCCCACUCCGCGUGCAGCACGAAGACAAGUACAUCGCAGCUACGGACGACAUCAAAUCCAACAUGUUGUUGGAAGUCAUCAAGAACGACAAGCUGCACAAAAUGGAGAGAGACUUGAAAGCUCGUGCCGACAACUACGUAAUGACCUCUGCCAAGCUCAUCGCUCCGGCUAUCGAGGCUUCUUUUGCAGCUGGAUUUGACUGGUGCGUCGACUCGGUGAAGAACUCCCCUUAUGCGGAGCUAGCCAAUGACCUCCAGUUGAAAAAGGCCAUGACCUUCUUCAGACAGAUGCAAUUUGACCAGGCCAUGAAAAUUCUGAAGGAAGUUGCCAAGCAGGACAGCAGAGUCAAAAGCGCCGCAGCCAACAACCUCUCCAGCCUCUUCAUCCUGGAGAAGGACUACAAGCAGGCCGAGCACUACGCCGACCUGGCCAUAAAUGCGGAUCGCUACAACCCGGGAGCCUUCGUAUGCAAAGGCAACACGGAGUUCGUCAAGCAGGACUACGCCAAAGCGGCAGAGUUCUUCAAAGAGGCGCUGAGGAACGACUCCUCCUGCACCGAGGCCCUCCGGAACCUGGGUCUCACGUACAAGAAGCUGAAUCGUCUGGAGGAUGCGCUGGACUGCUUCUUGAAGCUUCACGCCAUCCUCAGGGACAGCGCCGAGGUCAUGUAUCAGCUGGCUGACACCUACGAGCUCCUGGAGGACCCCCACCAGGCGGUGGAGUGGCUGAUGCAGGUGAUCAGCGUGGUCCCCAACGACCCCAAGGCUCUGGCCAAGCUGGGCGAUCUGCACGACCAGGAGGGGGACAAGUCGCAGGCCUUGCAUUACUACUGUGAGUCAUUCAGGCUGUUCCCCUGCAACAUGGAGGUGAUCGAGUGGCUGGCGGCCUAUUAUGUGCAGACGCAGCUCUACGAGAAGGCCAUCCACUACUUUGAAAGAGCCAUCCUCAUGCAACCAAGUGAGGUGCGGUGGCAGCUGAUGGUGGCCAGCUGUCAGAGGAGAAGCGGAAACAGUCAGAAAGCUCUCGAAACCUGCAAGGAAAUACACCGCAAGUUCCCGGAAGAUUUGCAAUGUCUCCGCUUCCUGGUGCGGCUGUGCCAGGACAUGGGCCUCAAGGAAGUCCACGAUUACACCAGCAAACUCAAGAAGGUGGAGAAGAUGAAGGAGCUCAGAGAGCAGAGAGCCAAAGCGGACCGAGAAGGAAGUACAAGAAAUAGAAGAACAGACAGUACAGACGCCACGACUACUGGGGAACGUGGGGUUGCGCCUGUGAUGUCACUUCCCGCUUCCGGCGAGCCUUUAGAGACUAGCGGCAGCCCCAAAGAAUUGGAUGCGUCUUAUGCGGACCCACUGGGCCCCCUUGCCAACCAGCCCAGGACCGGAGGAGUCAAGAAGCGGGUGGAAGACGACGUCUUUGCCGGAGAGGACGUCGGAGACGAGCUACUGCCCGAUUAGAAAACCACAUCAUUGUGUUUGUU